Molecule: messenger RNA, 408 nt
Organism: Durusdinium trenchii
Lineage: Eukaryota; Dinophyceae; Suessiales; Symbiodiniaceae
Source: the annotation of a GenBank genome assembly
AUGCGUCUCGACCUUUGGGCAUCCACAUCCCCACCUGUUCGGACCCUGAAGCCUCCGCUCUUCUCGACUGAAGCGAAGUCUGAGGGGAUCUCCCUGUGCAUCCUCUUCGUGCUCUCAAAGAUGGGUGUCGUCGACGCCAUCAGCCAGAGUCAGGAGAAGCUACUUUUGAGCUUCGCCACCGAGAAGGAGAAGCUUAUGCUGGAAAAGGCUGAGAGUUGCGGACGGCGCCGGCGACCUUCCACGGAGGAAACAUGCGGCGGUUCCAUCGUCGGGUCUUCCGCCGGCUGCGUUUGCGUGCUGUGGUGUCAAGUGAUUGUUGGAAGCAGGUGUGGAGGAUGUCUCAAGUCGCUUUUGCUUCGAGUCUUCAACUGUUUUCAUUUGCGCCGGUUUGUUGGGAUGGCCACGUGA